AUGUUGGAUCUCAAUCUCAACGCUGAUUCUGCAUCCCUCAACAACAUUCUUCCUCUCUCCGGCAGCCAAAUGGAAAGCUCCGGCAGCUUCAACUCCUCCGUUGUCAAUGCCGCCGACACCGAAGAUUCUUGCUCUUUCGGCGAUGCCUUUGCUUACAACUUCGCCAUACUCAACAAUAACGCCGUCGAUGACGCCGCCACCUCCAAACAGCUUCAGCUUCCCGGAGUUGGAAUCGGAGACGCUUGUGUUCGGACCAUCCAGCUUUUUCCGGCCGCCGAGUUGGGAAUCUCGUCGUCUGGAAGUAAGGGAUGGUUGGAUUUGCCGUCGAAGGAGGUGGAUCAUCACGGUGGUGUGCCGGAGCAGAGGAUUGUUCCGCUGCAGCAACCGCAGGUGAAGAAGAGCCGUCGUGGACCGAGGUCGCGGAGCUCGCAGUAUCGCGGAGUUACUUUCUAUCGGAGAACGGGAAGAUGGGAAUCGCAUAUUUGGGAUUGUGGGAAACAAGUGUACUUGGGUGGAUUUGACACAGCGCAUGCUGCAGCUAGGGCAUAUGAUCGAGCUGCAAUCAAGUUCCGUGGCGUUGAUGCUGAUAUCAAUUUCAACGUCAGCGAUUAUGAUGAAGAUAUGAAGCAGAUGAGUAACUUCACAAAGGAAGAGUUUGUUCAUAUUCUGCGUCGACAGAGCACUGGUUUUUCAAGGGGAAGCUCCAAAUACAGGGGAGUUACUCUUCAUAAAUGUGGGCGAUGGGAAGCUCGUAUGGGGCAGUUUCUCGGGAAAAAAUAUAUAUAUCUUGGGCUAUUCGAUAGCGAACUAGAGGCUGCGAGAGCGUAUGAUAAGGCUGCUAUAAAAUGCAAUGGAAGGGAAGCUGUUACAAACUUUGAGGCCAGCUUAUAUGAAGGGGAGUUAAUUUCUCAGUCUGAUAAUGAAGAUAACAAGCAAAGUCUCGAUCUGAGCUUGGGCAUAGCUCCCCCUUCUUACUCUGAUGGUCAAAUCAAGAACAUACACGACAAUGGGAGUGGUUUACAAGUUCAGCGUAGCUGGGAUGAUAUUCCUGUCGAUACGAGAGUUAUGUUUGAGCACUCUGGGACAAGAUCACUGAAGGUUCGGUCAUCCGAUGGCUUCUCCAUAGCAUCUGAGUAUCCUUCAGGCUGGAAUGAUGCCAAUUUCUUUCCCAUCUGUAAGGAAAGAGCAAUAGAGAAGAGGAUGGAAGUUGCUCCCUUGCCAAAUUGGGCAUGGCAAGUUCAAGGUCCUUAUGGCGGGGCAACUCUGACUCCACCGUUCUCUGCUGCAGCAUCAUCAGGAUUCCCUUCAUCAAUAAUACCAUCAGCUGCGGAUAGUCAAAUUCAUUUUCCAAACGUGACGUUCCUCCCCCCUCAUUUUCCUCCAUCAAUCACUAACCCCAGCACCGUACCCCAUUUCUACUGCAGGAGCUGA
This is a messenger RNA of Gastrolobium bilobum, 1431 nucleotides long. Its product is annotated as APETALA2-like protein 2. NCBI's taxonomy places the organism in Eukaryota, Viridiplantae, Streptophyta, Magnoliopsida, Fabales, Fabaceae. Gene Ontology annotation, molecular function: DNA binding; DNA-binding transcription factor activity. The record is from RefSeq and is a predicted model, not a curated record. Gene Ontology annotation, biological process: regulation of DNA-templated transcription. Bases 1 to 1431 code for a protein of 476 amino acids. The transcript has 10 exons.